AUGGCGGACGGAAAAGUUGGGAAAGGAGCGAUGGAUUGUAGUUUUGAGAUUUUUAACGCGCCUUCUCGUGGUCGUGGAUUAAAAACAAAAGUCUUUUUGAAUAAAGGAAACCGUGUUCUCUCCUGUGAACCUUACGCUUUCGUUUCAAGAAGCGAAAUGCGUGGAAAAAUAUGUGAUAGUUGCUUGUCAAUGGGCGAUAAUUUACAGCGUUGCUCGGCGUGUAAAAUGGUUUACUAUUGCAGCCAAACGUGUCAGAAAAAAGCUUGGGGAACGCAUAAACUGGAGUGUAAAAACCUUAAGAAAAUGUCUCCUAUUAUGCCUAGCGAUACAGUACGGCUAUUAGCGCUGUUAUUGUUGAAAAAUGAUCCCGCAAAAUGGCUUAGCGAUUUAGUUAGCCAUUCUGAACAAAUACGAAAGGAGAAGAGCGAUGUGUUUGCUUUUAUGUUCGAAAUGUUAAACAAGUACUUAGGUGUUAGUAUGCAGUCGAGCAGUGAAAGAGUAUUUGAGUUAUUUUGCAAAGUUAAUUGUAAUGCCUUUACAAUUUGCGACGGAGAAUUGAAACCAAUAGGUAGAUAUAUAUUUUAGUUUGCUAUUCAUUUUAUUUUGGCUUCGCAUACGCAAGCACUGUUUCCUUAAUAUUUCUUUGCUGAUAACUAUGAAAAGUACUCACAGGCAUUUUAUAUAGUUGUGCAUAAAAGCUACCGUUGUUUGUGUCUCAACUACCUGAAAAAGAUAUCUCAAACGUAGUGGUCCAGUGUAGGUAGUAUUCUACAAAAAGCUGUCGUGGUUUGUGUCUGACUACUUGGAAAAGAUAUCUCAAACAUGGUGGUCUAGUGUAUGUAGUAUUCUACAAUAAGCUGUCGUGGUUUGUGUCUGACUACUUGGAAAAGAUAUCUCAAACAUGGUGGUCCAGUGUAGGCAGUAUUCUAGAAUAAGCUGCUGUGGUUUGUGUCUGAACUACACACGUAAAAAUCUCACAACUUGUCAACAAGAUGUGUUCGCAACAGGCUUGUAGCAAGCUUGUCAACAAGUUGUAACAAUGCUGUUAUUUUAUUAAGUUACUACAAGGUUGUCACUCACAACUUGUUGACAAAUUGAUGAAUUGCAGGACGAUAACAAGUUGUUGGAACAACUUGUAACAAGUCUGUUGAGCUCAACAACCUUGUAGCAAGAUGUCAACAAGCUGGGAACAAGCAGUGCGAACACAUCCUGUUGACAAGUUGUCAGAACAGCAUUGCUACAAGUCUGCUACAGGUUUGUUACAACUUGUGCGUUUUUACGUGUGUACGUGUGGAAAAUCUGCGAUUUCGUUUGUUUUAGGUCUCGGGCUAUACCAGACUCUCGCAUUCUUAAAUCACUCAUGUGAACCAAACUGUAUUGCUGUGUUUAACGGUCCAACGUGUCACAUACGAAGCAUGAAAAAUGUGGAGGAAGGGCAAGAGCUGUGCAUAGCUUAUACCGAGUUGAUGAGACCACAAAGCGUCCGGCAGAAAGAACUGAAGGAACAGUAUUAUUUUGAUUGCAAAUGUUCUCGAUGUCUGAAUGAAAUCGAACAUGGAUCCGAAAUGAACGGCUUGAAAUGCGCAAAGAACGAAUGCUCAAAUGCUGUUGGUUUUUAUUCAGGUUAGGGACUGGUCAUUAUUUAUGGUGGGGGGUGGCACCAAAAGAUACCACAAUUUCGAGAUAAUUUUGAGAUAAAAUUUUAUAGCUUGGUUUCACUCGCGUGAGUUUCACUCACAGCAUUACAAUAUAGAAUUACUUCAAUUAUAUAGGCAUUUCACAAGAUGAAACCUGUUCAGAAUGUGGCUCCGAUGUGCCAAACAAUUACACUUCCCCAAGUAUAACCAAACUUUACAAAAAGAUCGAAUCUACAUUAUCAACUGUCAACCAAAUGACGCUCUACUCAGAAAAACGUACCGAAGCGCUACGUAUAUGCGAGGAGCUAUUGAGCGAAGUGGAGAACAUAUUACAUGCUCAGAAUUUUCAAGUCAUUAAGAUAGUUGACAAAAUUUCUGAUGUCUGCAUCGAGAUGGAGUUGUGGAACAAAGCGAUUCAUUACUGCAAGAGAUCGCUUGGUGGUUAUCUGAAAUUUUACCCCAAGUACCAUCCCAGUACAGCGAUUCAACUCUACAGAAUUGGUAGGUAUAUUGAGAGUGACCCGAUUUACACAACAGACUAAUGCUAAAUGUGGAAGGGUAUUUUUUUAUCAUCAGGAACCCAUUGUGAACCCUUGUUGAUAGUGUAUAUUUUAUAUUGCUAACCACAGACUGUAUAUUUUUCUAUAGGAAAGCUGCAGGUAUAUUUGGAGAAGUUAGAUGCUGGGAUUUCUUCGUUAUCUCAAGCGCGGUCACUACUGGAAAUCUGUUAUGGCAAGCAACAUUCUUUAACCAUACAACUCAAUGAACUCAUAUCACAAACAGUCCAAGACAUGUAUGGACAACAAAACCUCUCAAUGUUAGAGCAAUGA
Molecule: messenger RNA, 2467 nt
Organism: Paramuricea clavata
Lineage: Eukaryota; Metazoa; Cnidaria; Anthozoa; Malacalcyonacea; Plexauridae
Source: the annotation of a GenBank genome assembly